AUGCCACUUGUGUGCAAUAAGAAGUGGGAGACGAAAGACACGGAAGAGACGUUGUGCCGCGAGAUCCUCUUCCAGUACUGCUGUUCUAUGACGAAGAAACCAGAGCUACAGCACUUGAGUGAGAAGUACGGUGACAGACAUGGUUUGCCAUUGGGGCUGUGGAAACACACCCCUCUACGUUUUAGUGCUUCUCACCGUGCUCACGAAUCUGGUAUGUUCACUGGCUGGCCCUCAUCGGAUGCUACAGAUGUACAGGAGCGUAUUAAUAAUGACGACAACAACAACAAACUGAUCGAGCCUUGGCACAUUCUCGACACCAACAUCUACAACCCUGGAACAGCAACCACAUACCAGGAUGCAAUCCCCUCGACCAACGAGACCAUUGUGAUUGACGACCUUGAGGGUGCCGUUUUGGACGAGUCUGCUGUUGCAGCUGAGGGGAGCGACGAUGAUGCCGAUGCUGCAGGCGAGUUUGAUGGUGAGAAGCUAGAGUCUGACGAAGAAAUAGGCGAGACUCCUGCUGCCGGUAUCCUGCCAGGUUCCAGAGCUGACGACGCUAAUCCUGAUCUCCAGGAUACCAUCUCCCAAGUCUACUCACUGAUCAUAACCAACGACAAUUUGAAGGCCUAUCUGGUGGUCGACAGGGACUUCACCCGAUUAGUCGCUCAUCUUCAGCGCGCUGCCGAUGGUGACGUGGACAGCGACGCCAGAGAGUACUUUGAUGAGUGUAUGGGCCAAGUUUACGAACGAUACAUAACCCCAACUCAAGGGGGCUGA
Molecule: messenger RNA, 777 nt
Organism: Zasmidium cellare ATCC 36951
Lineage: Eukaryota; Fungi; Ascomycota; Dothideomycetes; Mycosphaerellales; Mycosphaerellaceae
Exons: 3
Coding region: 1-777 (258 amino acids)
Source: RefSeq, a predicted model, not a curated record